Perca fluviatilis (European perch) is the source of this 3841-nucleotide messenger RNA. It is a transcript of the gene mtm1, whose product is annotated as myotubularin 1. The coding region runs from base 141 to 1952 and encodes 603 amino acids. Gene Ontology annotation, molecular function: phosphatidylinositol-3,5-bisphosphate 3-phosphatase activity. Gene Ontology annotation, cellular component: plasma membrane. The transcript is spliced from 16 exons. The record is from RefSeq and is a predicted model, not a curated record. NCBI's taxonomy places the organism in Eukaryota, Metazoa, Chordata, Actinopteri, Perciformes, Percidae. Gene Ontology annotation, biological process: mitochondrion distribution; negative regulation of autophagosome assembly; dephosphorylation.
UGACAACCAGCCAAUCCCCGCCAUGACAGUCCGGCACGUGACGUAGGGUAAGUUCCUGCUGUGGCUUAAGGGAAACAUAUCGACAUUCAGCCACGGGAGAAUCGCACUUUGCGGCCUGUGGAAGCCCCCCUCCCUGAGCGAUGGCCUCACCAGUCUCAGUCUACAACUCCAACGCCCUGGACACCCACAUCUCCAGUACCUCCAGAGAGUCCCUGAAGAUGGAGUUGUUAGCGGAUGUGUCUCUGCUGCCAGGGGAGGAAAGAAUCAUCGAUAAAGAAACCAUGUACAUCUGUCCAUUCAAUGGAGCUGUGAAAGGCAAAGUGUUGAUCACCAACUACAGACUGUACUUCAAGAGCUCAGAUGCUGAUGUGGCGGUGACGCUGGACGUUCCUCUGGGUGCCAUCAGCCGGGUGGAGAAGAUGGGCGGGGCGUCGAGCAGAGGAGAAAACUCCUACGGCUUGGAUAUCACAUGCAAGGACAUGAGGAACCUGAGGUUUGCCUUGAAGCAGGAAGGUCACAGCAGACGAGAUAUCUUCGAGCUCCUCUUCAAAUACGCCUUCCCCCUCUCACACGGUCUGCCACUGUUUGCAUACGUGACUCAGGAGAAGUACGCGGAGAACGGCUGGAGCAUCUACAAACCCGUAGAAGAGUUCAGACGCCAGGGCUUACCGAAUAACAAGUGGCGUAUCACCUUCAUCAAUAAGAAAUACGAGCUGUGUGACACCUACCCCACCGUGUUGGCCGUACCCUUUAAAAGUAAAGAGGAGGACCUGAGCAGAGUGGCUGCCUUCAGGUCCAGAGGACGCAUACCGGUUCUCUCCUGGAUCCACCGGGAGAACCAGGCCGUGAUCUGUCGCUGCAGCCAGCCUCUUGUUGGCAUGUCUGGGAAAAGAAACAAGGACGACGAGCGCUACCUGGAACUGAUCCGGGAGGCAAACGACACCCCCAAGCUCACCAUCUACGACGCUCGGCCCAGCGUCAACGCUGUGGCCAACAAGGCCACAGGAGGAGGCUACGAGGGUGACGAGUACCAGAACGCAGAGCUCGUCUUCCUGGACAUCCAGAAUAUCCACGUCAUGAGGGAAUCCCUGAAGAAACUCAAAGACAUCGUCUACCCCAAUGUGGAGGAAUCCCAUUGGCUGUCCAGUCUGGAGUCUACACACUGGCUAGAACAUGUUAAGCUGGUGUUGUCGGGAGCCAUCCAAGUAGCAGACAAGGUUUCCAGUGGGAACUCUGUGGUGAUUCACUGCAGCGACGGCUGGGACCGCACCGCACAGCUCAGCUCUCUGGCCAUGCUGAUGCUGGACAGUCACUACCGCACGCUCCGAGGAUUCCAGGUGCUGAUUGAGAAGGAAUGGAUCAGCUUUGGCCACAAGUUUGCCUCAAGGAUAGGUCACGGUGACAAGAACCAUGCAGAUCAGGACCGAUCCCCCAUCUUUGUUCAGUUCAUCGACUGCGUAUGGCAGAUGACCAAACAGUUUCCUACAGCGUUUGAGUUUAACGAGCGCCUCCUGCUGACCAUCCUGGAUCACCUCUACAGCUGCUGCUUCGGGACCUUCCUCUACAACUGCGAGAGUAUGCGAGACCAGCAAGAGGUGAGGUUGAAAACGGUGUCUCUGUGGUCCCUGGUCAACAGUAAGAUGGAGAUGUAUUUAAACCCCUUCUACACCCCUGAGUCGGGCAGGGUCCUCUACCCCGUCGCCAGCAUGCGCCACCUAGAGCUGUGGGUAACAUACUACAUCCGCUGGAACCCUCGCAUACGGCAUCAGCAGCAGAGUCCGGUGGAGCAGCGCUACAAGGAGCUGUUGGCGCUCCGAGAAGAGUACCUGAAGAAGCUGGAGGCGCUGGAGCUGUCUGACUCCUCCCCUUCCUCCCGUUUGGCUAACACCCCCAACACCCCCACCGCCUCCACACCGCCACAGCAAUACACACAACUGCAAACUCCGCUCUGAGGGCUCAUGAGACACACACACACACGCACACUCUCAAAUACACCUGUUGACUUGCACUUAUGUCCUCUUCACUCUGAUUUCUGUCAGUCUCUAACACGCGCAGGGAAUUAAUGAGAAUUGUGCAGUUCUAACUGUUGAUAACAAAGAAUGCUAAUCAGAUUUAGAUUUGAUAGGGUCGUUCUAACACCAUAGUGGUGACAAUGGUGAUUUAUGCAAUAUGUCACAGUACAGCCUUCUACACACACACACACACACACACACACACACACACACACACACACAACACACACGCACUCGCCAUACAAGGAAGCCUUAAAGACAUUCAGUGGCUUUCAGUCCAAGGGCUUGAACACACAGGACACCCAGUGGAUGCGUAACGGCUUUCACACAGGCAUUCCUCUGUACGCCCUAAUCUGAUUUGACAGAAACCGCCACACAACAAUAUUUAGGUAUACUAUCUAGUAUAGGUCCAGUCAGGAGAAAAAUACAGACAAUACGUUUUCUUGGAAACUAAAACCAGUUCAAAGUUUGGAUGUCAGAACACUGCUAGGUGUCAGCCCGGCUCCUGCCUACGUCCUGCUACGCAAGCGUUGGUGUCCUGUGUGAACACGGCGAAAUCGAGACAGACAGUUCUCACUUCUCCCACUUCUUCCUUCUUGCUGCACUGCUUCUGAGUGUCGCCUCAUCUUCCCUUAAGGAAUCGAUUAGAGCUACCACGGAGCUCACGCGGCCGAGUCGGAGGCUCUGAGCUGCAGCGGUGAACGCCACCGUAUGCGUCCAGCUAAGUGUAUAUAUCAAGUGUGUCAGAUUUGGAUGGAUUGAUGCGGAAUUUUUUGCGUAUCACCCGAGGAGGAAACCUAGAGCCGUCUGGGUCACGUGUGUUUUGCCACCGCUUUCAGCUACGCUCCCCUAAGCAGAAUUUCCCAGCUCUUCCUAAGCUACGGCGCCGAGAGCAAAUGCAGUUCUCGCCAACUGGCAGAGUUCAGUUAGACGUAAUCAGUAAUUACCUUUUUAUGAAUGCAGCUUUGAUAGGGUUUGAAAUAUAUUUUGGGUGCUCAAGAUAUUCUAGGGACAUGAAGUGGUGCUGGCCUCUGAUCCCGGAUCACCUCUUGUGCUUCUAUGUUCUCGCUAAACACAGACCGUGGAUGAAGAAACCAGCCUGGUCCAUGAUAGCCUUACCAUGCCACGCCAAGAUGAUUGGAACCAGCACACCGUUUUAUGGACAGUGAGCAGAAAUCAACCAGUUAGCUACUACUUAGCUACUGUUAGCUAUUACUUCCUCUGAAGUACACUAUUUGUAAUUCUGAUAUUCUUUCCAUCCCACCACUGAAAAGUCCCAUGUGAAAAUGCAUGUGAUCUCAUAGCACAUGUGCCUUUUGGACAGGUGUUUUCUCCCCCUCAUUGUAAUUGGAUAUCAUGUAGGUCAGUUUUUACAUACAAAGGAAAGUUUUAGGCAAUAAAUAGUCUAUUUUUCAGUUAUCUAAUUGGUUUACUUACUUUGGACUUGUUUACGACUACUAGCUUGGUUGUCUGAUGUUUCUGCCCAAUUACACUCCAGAUUACAGCUUUAUGUAGCAAACGGGCUGUUGAUGUCUCCAAAAAACAUGUAAUUAUAACUAUAGGAAUGAUGGGGAAAGCUAUUAAGAAAUAAGGUGAAGUUAUGGGAAUUAAUCUUGAUUUUAUGUGGAAGUAGCAAAUAAAAAUGUAAAUUUCACAUUGGAAAUUCUAUGGAAGACAAUGUUUGCCAAAACAAAUUUGGUCAAUUGUUGAGGAAUGUCAAAAAUAUAAAAAUUAUUUAUAUGUCAAAAUGAUAGGGUACUAGGUUUAAAUGAUGACAUUAAGUCAAAGUUAUAAGAUUUAGUUUUUUAUGUGAAUAGUUUUUUUUUUUU